Sugiyamaella lignohabitans is the source of this 5709-nucleotide messenger RNA. RefSeq names its product 1-phosphatidylinositol-3-phosphate 5-kinase (gene FAB1). NCBI's taxonomy places the organism in Eukaryota, Fungi, Ascomycota, Dipodascomycetes, Dipodascales, Trichomonascaceae. Gene Ontology annotation, cellular component: endosome membrane; fungal-type vacuole membrane. Gene Ontology annotation, molecular function: protein binding; ATP binding; 1-phosphatidylinositol-3-phosphate 5-kinase activity. Bases 1 to 5709 code for a protein of 1902 amino acids. The record is from RefSeq and is a predicted model, not a curated record. Gene Ontology annotation, biological process: phosphatidylinositol phosphate biosynthetic process. The transcript has a single exon.
AUGCCAUUUUCUGAUAUGUUUACUUUAAAUGGCACUGAUAAUACGGUCAAUAUUGAUCAUCGCAAAUCAGAUAGUUUAUCGACUAUCGAAUAUUCCUCCAGCCAAACGACCCAGCCGACAAGCGCAAUUGCUGUUCCUAGUUUAAAAAAGGGCGACCAGCUUGAUACUGCAUCUGAUCUGCCUAGUUCACCUCGAUCUUUCAACAGCCGAUACUCUGGUAGGUUUCGUGCAAGAGCAGCUACACUUGAUGGGAGUUCAAGGAUGACCGCUACAUCGCCACUGAGAAAUGGAGGCGUUGUGUUAAAUCAGCUACCUAAUCCAAUUGAAAACUCACCCAGCACCCAAGACAUUGGCUUUUCAGAUAGCGAGAGUAGUGAAGAUGAGAGUACAAUGAGACUAUUUUCGGCCCUGAAUCCAUCACGCUCUGAUGGUGACCUCUCUAAACUUCACAAUCAGAACAAGGUCAAUAGACGUACUUCGUUCAGACGACCCACUAGUGGAACCGGUAGGUAUGUGGAUGCUGUCGGGCCGGUAAAGUCCAGUUUGAUGCGAAUCGGUCAAAGACGACGAAGUUUCCCCAGUAACAUUCAUCAAGCAGGCUUAACUCGACAGUUGUCGGGAUCUUUUUUUAAGUCCGUUAUCGAUAACGAUAUUAGCGUCUUUGAUACCGAAGACGACCAGACUGCUUUAGUUCCUACCACUAUACAAUCGCCCAGUAUUGACCUCAACAAAGCUAGUAUCAAUCAUGCACACAUAUUCCUUGACCAGCUCUUAGAGUUCUUUAGAUUGCCGAAGAAAUGGCAUGAUAUCUUGAUGAAACCGCUACUGCUUUGCGCUGAGAAUAUAGAUCUUGAUGUUAAGGGUGGUGAUAGUAUCGACAUCCGCCAUUAUGUUAAAAUUAAACGAAUUCCAGGUGGAUCAAGUAAGAAUACUGCUUAUGUUGAUGGCACAGUAUUUAGCAAGUCACUAGCUCUAAAGUCAAUGCCUCGUAAGAUUAAAGACCCAAGGAUUCUCUUAAUUACGUUUCCUAUAGAAUACAGCAGAACAGAUCAACGGUUUAUGAGCUUGGAUCCAGUAUUAGCUCAGGAGUCAGAGUAUAUCAAAAAACUUGUAAAACGCAUUGUAUCGCUCAACCCUCAAGUCCUGAUAUCUUCAAGUAGGAUUAGUGGUCUGGCAAUUGAACUUUUAGCAAGAGAAGGAAUUGCUGUAGUGGCGAACAGCAAACUUACUGCCAUUUCGAGAAUAUCGCGAUAUACUCAUGCUGAUAUACUGACGUCCAUUGACAGGCUAGCAAUGAACCCACGGCUUGGAAAUUGCUCGAUGUUCGAGGUAAAUACAUACCAAUUCAAGGAUACUGCUAAGACGUUCAUUUUCAUUUCUGGGGUACCUCGUGAGUUGGGAUGUACCAUUGUUUUACGUGGAAGUGAUACUGAGACCUUGGGUAGUGUCAAAGCUGUUGUCGAAUUCUUGGUUUACGUUGUUUUCAAUUUGAAAUUAGAGACAAGUCUGAUGAGAGAUCAAUUUGUAUUUAUCCCUUCGGAUGCUGUGAGCUUAGAGAAUAAACCAGAGAGUCACAAUCAUGCAAAUGACGGUGGGUAUUUUCACGACCUUAUCCGAUCACAAGAAGGAAAAGUUAUAUCUUCAUCACCUUUUGUUCAUUUUGGAAACCCAUAUCUUCUACAAGAAGCAAGAGCAUUGGAAGAUCAGCUAGUUGCUACGGGGCAUGAUAAUGAUGAGUUGUUGGAAAACGGAGAAACUGAUUUCAAUCAAAUCAAGAAAUCCCUGCAGGAAAUGGGGUUUGAUGAUGUUCCACUACAGGAGUUUCCUGGCGGAAGCGAAAAAGCUCGAGAGAUUGUAAGUGUUAUCAACGAAGAGCGACUAGGUACGCUACGUGACUUAUGGGCCUCACAAAAACGGCAAUGGGAGCUAUAUUAUUCUCAGGCGCCAGGAAUGUUUGACCCGUUUCAUCGUCAAAGCAUUUCUCUUCUAUUUUCUGUUGUAUGCUCUGAAACCCGCACGCCCUGCGUGGGGCCCGAGCAGACAGAGAUAGAUUUUUACAGCGAUUCCGAUACAACAUUGGGUCAAUUUGUGGAGACCAUGUGUAUAACUGCUGACGAAGAGUGUCCCGAUGGCUGUAAGUACCGAUUACGGGAUCAUUUCCGAAGUUAUGUUAAUGGAACUGGUAGACUUACUGUGCGGGUGGAAAAGUUUGAAUGCAAACUCCCUGGUCUGCAAAAUACCAUUUUGAUGUGGAGCCAUUGCAAAGUAUGCCAGAACACGAUGCCAGUAUUGCCCAUGUCGGCUGCAACUUGGAAAUAUUCCUUUGGUAAAUAUCUUGAGCUUGCAUUCUACAGUACCAAGCUUUCCUUCCGUGCUGGCCAAUGUGUUCAUAAUUUGUAUCGUGACCAUGUUAGAUACUUUGGUUUUCAUGAUCUUGCAGUACGAUUUGAGUAUGAUUGCAUUAAACUACUGGAGAUUAUACCCCCUCAAUGGAAAAUGCAGUGGAAGCCUGAAAUCAGCGCAAAGCACAAGAUUGAAGUCUAUCACAGUAUUUCUGCCAAAGUAAACAACUUUUGGAAUAGUGUUUUGGAUAGAUUAGACAGAGUCGUUAUCGAUGAACUUGCUCCUGAGAAGAUGGAAGAAUGUCAGGCGAGGAUUGAUUUUCUAAGGAGUGUUGCAACAGAUGAGCGAGCAGCGGCUCUGGGUGAUCUAAAUCAGAUAUUCACUACUACACAUGUCACUGAUAUACUAGCCAUGAAUGCCAUUGUUAGAGUAAUUCAGGAACUGGUUGUAAAAUGGGAUGCAGAGUUUUUGGACUUUGAAAAUAAAUUUUUCCCGUCUGAAAAGGAUAUUACGAGGAUUACUGCGCAGCACCUGAAAAAGAUAUUUUUGACUGAUGAAUCGGUUGAUCAAAGCGACAGAACUGAUACGGGAACCGACGUCCCGCCAACUCCAAUCGUAGAAAAAGAUGAUCCUUUAAAGUCGAUUUCCAGCAACGCAGAGAAAAUAAAUGAAUCGGUGGAGGAAACAUCAGAGAAACCUGACAUGGUGCCAGUUGACAUAGAGCCCACUAAAUCGAGCAAUACUCUACUUCCUGAACCAGUCAAGUUGGAUGAUAGACAUAUUGCGUUAGCUCACCGAGAAGUUAAUGAUACUGAAGAUGUUAAAGAAAGAGAAACAAUUCUCGAAGCACUGAAACUAGCAGACAUUUAUAAUGGUCAAGGAGAAAUUGAGAAAGCCAUAGCCAUGUAUAAUCUGUACCUAGAUGGCCAUUCUAAGCUGACCCCUCAUGAUUUUGACAGUAAAUACUGCAUGGCAUUGCAGAACUUAGCUGUCUGUUACAAGAAUCAAAACCAACUCGACCUAGCCGAAAAGAUCUAUAAUCAGCUGUUGCAAGCUCGUGAAAUACAGCUUGGAGACAGUGAUCUAGAGACUCUGCGAACUAUGUAUGAUUUGGGGAUUGUAUAUAGGAACCAGGAAAAGAUGGAUCUUGCUGUUCAAAUGCUGCGUCGAUCCUUGGAUGGAAGAAUCAAAAUAUCUGGGCAUAAUAGCAAGGAUGUUAUUUCUACGGCCCAAGAACUAGUGGAUAUUUAUACAUCCCAAAGCAUGAAUAAUGAAGUUCAAGAGAUGUUAGACAUCCUGAACAGGACGUCCAACAAAUCUUCGGAGAAAUCAUCCCCGGACAUCCCUUCAAACAAGCCCAGAUUUGAUCCAAUAGAUUCAGGAAAUACUAGUCUCGAAUCGAAAACCCCCCAGCGCUCAGAUACGAGAUCAUAUAGCAUUUCUCCUGAAAAGAGAAUAGCGGCACCACUAACCCGCAGACCCAAUAGUAUUUCAUCCUUAAGCAGGCCAACAAGUCCUCGGAAGGAUUCUCGCGUCCUAGAUCAAGUUUUGAUGACCCAGCCUAGUGAUAAAGACUCUACACUUGAAGCUAUCAGAAGUUCAAUAACAUCUCCUCGACAGGAUGAUUUGUUUAGACGACCAGUCAUACCUGGAAAAGGUAGCUCUAUUCCAACAUUGGUGGAAGUGUCGUCAACUUCAAACAUACCAUUAUCCCAAGCUGCUGGACUUCGUAAUAAUGAUAAAAAGCCGAAGUUCAGGUCCGAUGAAAUCGCUUCUUUUAGCGGAGUUGGUGCUAGGAAAAAGUUUUUGUCGUCUAGAUUUGGAACUAGAGAGUUCGAAAACCAGUUGUUUUCUGGCAAAGCUGUAGGUGGAAAGACCAGAGUUUCUUCUUUGGCAAAACACUUUGAUCAGCUGUCAAUGGAGUUCGAAAAAGAACGUGCUAGAGAGAGAAAACUUCUGGCACAAGGGAGAUUCCGUGCAUUUCCUGUUACCAAAUCAAGACCGAUUGUUGAAGUAUUCAAGAAUGUGAAAGAAGCCGUCGAAGAGGUGUCAGAUGAGGAGGAUGACAGUGAGCCCCUACUAGAUCAGGCAUUGUUACUGCCGAGUGAUAGAGCUAAACGGGAUAGCCAUUGCUCGCACGAGUCCAUCGAUACAGCUAACGGGGAAUGUGCGCCACAGCCGGACCUAGAAGACAUUGAUGUCGAUGGACACACUGGUAGCUCAGGUGCCGGGGAUGAAUCACCUAAGGCAACCUCUGUGGACGAGGCUGGUGGCCAAGACGAUGCCUCUUCUGAUGGCCAGCCUGAUAUUGCUAGCAGCAGGGAGACACUGGAUUCAGAACGAUCGGAAGGCCCCGAGUUUCCGCCUACUGCUGAAAAACAGUCUCUAAUGCAAAGUUUGGCAAAUUUCUGGGCUGAUCGGUCCGCUACUGGUUGGAAUGCUUUGGAGUAUCCUCUCAAGACAUCCGAGCAUAUUUUUGCCGAUUCUGAUGUCAUUGUUCGUGAAGAUGAGCCCAGUUCUUUGAUUGCGUUCUGUUUGAGUUCUCCAGACUAUCUUGAGAGAAUGAAGAAUAGAGGUCCUCCACCUCCUAUCGAAGACUUGGAAGAUGAGGGAAAGCAUGUGAAUUUUGAGAGACCACCUAAGGAAGAACUUGAACAGUGGAUGCUGAAGAAAACAGGAAUUCAUCUGAAAUACCAAUUCCAAGAAGGUUCUGCUAGAUUAUCUUGUAAGCUAUUCUUCUCAGAACAGUUUGCAGCUUUUAGAAAGAAAUGCCUAGGGUCUGAUAAAGACUAUAUUCAAUCAUUAGCGAGAUGCAUCAAGUGGGAUUCCAGUGGUGGCAAGUCUGGAUCGGCCUUUUUGAAAACAUUAGAUGACCGUCUCGUCGUCAAAGAGCUCUCUCAAAGUGAGCUGGAUGCAUUUGUUAAGUUCGCUCCUUCUUAUUUUAAAUACAUGGCUCAAGCAUUAUUCCACGAUCUUCCCACGGUUUUAGCAAAGAUUUUCGGUUUCUAUCAAAUUCAAAUUCGGAACCCGAUCACUGGUAAAACAUUCAAGAUGGACGUGGUGGUCAUGGAAAAUUUGUUUUAUCAACAUAAGAUGUCGAGAAUUUUUGAUCUCAAGGGUUCUAUGAGAAACAGACAUGUUCAACAAACUGGCCGUGAGAAUGAGGUACUAUUAGAUGAAAACAUGGUAGAAUAUAUUUAUGAGUCUCCGUUGUUUGUGCGUGAACAUUCUAAGCGGCUGUUGAAAAACUCCCUAUUCAAUGAUACCUUAUUUUUAGCAAAGAUGAAUGUUAUGGACUACUCUCUUGUUAUCGGUAUCGAUGAAGAAGAAAAUCAAUUAGUUGUAGGAAUUAUUGGUAAGUAUUAA